Molecule: messenger RNA, 2863 nt
Organism: Gopherus evgoodei (Goodes thornscrub tortoise)
Lineage: Eukaryota; Metazoa; Chordata; Testudines; Testudinidae
Gene: PRDM4
Product: PR/SET domain 4
Exons: 11
Coding region: 89-2473 (794 amino acids)
Biological process (GO): transcription by RNA polymerase II; regulation of transcription by RNA polymerase II; cell fate commitment
Cellular component (GO): nucleus; cytoplasm
Molecular function (GO): histone deacetylase binding; histone methyltransferase binding; RNA polymerase II cis-regulatory region sequence-specific DNA binding
Source: RefSeq, a predicted model, not a curated record
CCGGCGGGAGGGCGGGGGCUGAGGGGCCCGAUGCUGCUACUGCCGCCGCCUGCGGGAGACGCCCGGCCCGAGGCCCGUGCACCCCAGGAUGAAUGAAAUGAACCUGAGUUCAGUAGGGAUGGACCAGCUGACCUCAUCCUCUGUGAGCAAUGCCCUGCCUGUCUCAGGAAGUCACCUGGGACUUACUGCAUCACCCACUCACAAUGCCAUACCGGCACCAGGCUUGCCUGUUGCAAUUCCAAACUUGGGCCCCUCCUUGAGUUCCUUGCCCUCUGCCCUAUCUCUGAUGCUCCCAAUGGGUAUUGGAGAUCGAGGAGUGAUGUGUGGUAUACCAGAGAGAAACUACACCCUACCUCCACCACCUUAUCCUCACCUGGAGAGCAGCUACUUCAGACACAUUCUACCUGGUAUUUUAUCUUAUUUAGCUGACAGACCUCCACCUCAAUACAUCCACCCCAACACUAUAAAUGUUGAUAGCAAUCCAGCUUUAUCUGUCUCCAAUAAUCCUUCAGCCCUAGAUCCCUUCCAGCCCACUGGAACUGUGGGACUGGAACCAGGGAUUGUCUCCAUGGACUCUCGUGCAGUGAACACACACGGUGCUCAAAGCCUGCAUCCUAGUGACAGCCAUGAGGUAGCACUGGAUACCACAAUCGCUAUGGAGAGAGUUUCGAGGGUAACCAGUCCAAUAUCUACUGAUGGGAUGACUGAGGAGCUUACGAUGGAUAAUGUAGCUGGGGAUCAUUCACAAAUCCCAAAUGGCUCCCGGAAUCAUGAACCAUUAGCUGUGGACACGGUAGGCAGUAACUUGGCUUCAGAUGCAGUGGGUCAUAGUGGUGUCAUACCCAUUCAUGGUAGCACUUUGGAGCUUCCUGUUGUCAUGGAGCCUGACCACAUUGCAGGCCGGGUAAGCGGUAUAUCAGACAGCACACUAAAUGACUCCAUACAUACCGUGGCCAUGAGCACCAACUCUGUGAGUGUGGCGCUCUCUACCUCACACAACCUAACUUCCCUGGAAUCUGUCUCCUUGCAUGAAGUGGGCCUUAGUCUCGAGCCUGUGGCUGUCUCUUCCAUAAACCAAGAAGUAGCCAUGGGGCCAGGCCAUGUGGAUGUGUCUUCAGACAAUCUUGCCUUUGUACCAUCAUCUCUGCAAAUGGAAGACUCCAAUUCAAACAAGGAGAAUAUGGCUACCUUGUUUACCAUAUGGUGCACGCUGUGUGACAAGGCCUACCCAUCAGACUGCCCAGAUCAUGGGCCUGUAACUUUCAUUCCUGACACCCCAAUAGAGAGCCGAGCCAGACUUUCUCUCCCAAAACAACUUGUUCUCCGGCAGUCUAUCAUGGGACCUGAAGUUGGUGUGUGGACUCGCGAGACUGUUCCUGUGAGGACUUGCUUUGGACCUCUGAUUGGGCAACAGAGUCACUCUUUGGAAGUAGCAGAUUGGACAGACAAGGCAACCAAUCACAUUUGGAAGAUGUACCACAAUGGCGUCCUGGAGUUCUACAUCAUUACAGCUGAUGAAAACGAGUGUAACUGGAUGAUGUUUGUACACAGAGCCCGGAGUCGGGAAGAGCAGAAUCUGGUAGCUUAUCCCCACGAUGGAAAAAUGUACUUCUGCACCUCGCGGGACAUCCCUCCCGAACAAGAGCUUCUCUUUUAUUACAGUCGGGAUUAUGCUAGACAGACUGGUGUCCCUGAACACCCAGAUGUGCAUGUCUGUCACUGUGGAAAGGAAUGCACUUCCUACACAGAGUUUAAGGCCCAUCUGAGCAGCCACAUCCAUAACCACCUCCCCAGCCAGGGGCACAGCAGCAGCCAUGGAUCAGGCCACAGUAAGGAAAGGAAGUGGAAGUGCUCCAUGUGCCCCCAAGCUUUCAUUUCUCCUUCCAAACUUCAUGUCCAUUUCAUGGGACACAUGGGCAUGAAGCCACACAAGUGUGAUUUCUGUAGCAAAGCUUUCAGCGAUCCCAGCAACCUCCGGACUCAUCUCAAGAUACACACAGGUCAGAAAAAUUAUCGCUGUGCCCUCUGUGACAAGUCGUUCACCCAAAAGGCUCACUUGGAAUCACACAUGGUCAUCCACACCGGGGAGAAGAACCUGAAGUGCGAUUACUGUGACAAGCUGUUCAUGCGGAGGCAGGACCUCAAACAGCAUGUACUCACCCACACACAAGAACGGCAGAUCAAGUGUCCCAGGUGUGACAAGCUGUUCCUGAGGACAAAUCACCUGAAGAAACAUCUCAACUCCCAUGAAGGAAAGAGGGACUAUGUGUGUGAAAAAUGCUCCAAGGCUUAUCUAACCAAAUACCACCUCACUCGCCACCUAAAAAUCUGUAAAGGCCCCACAUCCAGUCUCUCAGCCCAGGAAGAGGAGGAUUCGGAGGAGGAAGAAUUAAUAGAGUCAGUGAGGACUGAAGACUGUAGGAUUAACAGUGGAGUGUAUGCAACAGAUGACUCACUCUCUGGACAUAAGUGACAAAAGAUGGAGGAAAACUUUAGAUGUAAAAUUGGGGAGGAAAAGUCACUCUCCUUUCCCCAAACAUCAUGUUUUUAUCAAUGAAACAUUAUAUCCCUAUUUAAUAAGCCUUAUGGCUACAACUCUGAAUGAGAAUGGAUGAUGCACUUAUCUGUUGACAAGGAACAGUUUCCAGUAAGGAGAUCAUAAAAAUACACUGUGCACAGACUGAUUCUUGUCUUUCAUAUAUUUUGCUCAUAAACACUGACAAAGUUACCUUGCUCCAUUAUUUGGAUGGAAGAAUCAUGAAACAAAAAUGUGAUUUGGUUACCAUAGGAGCCAACAGUCUUGAAUUGCUAAAGCCAUGAAAGUAUGUUGGGGAUUUAAAAGAAAAAUGACUGUGUAUUUUGA